Molecule: messenger RNA, 1101 nt
Organism: Nerophis ophidion (straightnose pipefish)
Lineage: Eukaryota; Metazoa; Chordata; Actinopteri; Syngnathiformes; Syngnathidae
Gene: ttc9c
Product: tetratricopeptide repeat domain 9C
Exons: 4
Coding region: 171-842 (223 amino acids)
Molecular function (GO): protein binding
Source: RefSeq, a predicted model, not a curated record
AGAAGAAGACGAAGAAGAAGAAGAAGAAGAAGAAGAAGAAGAAGAAGAAGAAGAAGGUAGUUUUCUUAACAGUUAAAUGAAGCUUUUACUUUACUUUACUGACAUUUUGAAGACAACUCGCACUAUAACCAACCUUUCAUUGCAAAGCACACUAGCUCCAUUGCAGGCUGAUGGAGGAGGCCAGCCCUCACCUGCAGGGGGCAGCAGCAGCAGCAGCUUCUUUCCCCUCUGUGAAGCCCAUUUGGGCUCUGCUGGAAGAAGCGGGCCAGAUGAAGACUGAAGGAAACACUUUCUAUAGGGAAAAGAACAUCCGUGGGGCUGUAGGCCGUUAUCAUCGCGCUCUGUUGGUUCUUCGAAGCCUGGACUCUGAGGUGACAUCGGCACUGAAAGGAUUUGGACCCGAGAUGCCAGCUCUCACGGCGGAACAAGAGACAUUGUUAAGAAACACACAAAUGGACUGCUACAACAACUUAGCUGCCUGUUUGCUGCAGAGGGAAACUGUGGACUACGCCCGUGUCCAGGAGUACAGCCUGCGGGUGUUAGAGAGGCGACCAGGUGAUGCAAAAGCGCUGUACAGGGCCGGCGUGGCCACUCUGGAGCUGGGAGACGCACAAAGAGCCAAACAGUACCUGACACAGGCCUGCAAGAUGCAGCCUAAUGACACCAACAUCCGGCGAUACCUGCAAAGGGUGGAGGAGGAUCUGAGUCGUGAGUUACUUAAGGAGAAGGCUAUGUACAGAGGCAUGUUUGCUUCCAGCACAAAGAGCGACUCUGGAGUCCCCACAGAUGCAGGAGGGGACUUUGUUCAAGUUCAACAGAGCAACACUGUAAUGAAAACCUGAAUGCACUGAUGUCAUCGUGUGAGAGGUGAGAGAGGCACAGAAGUAAUAGUAUGUUUAAACUGAGGGGGAAAAGUCAAGUUUUUGAAGUGAAGACCAAAUCUGGUGUUCCCUAGCAACAGAGAACUUGGGUUUAGCUGCGAAGAUCAGUCCACAGAGCUGCCUUGGAAACCUAAAAACGGAGACUUCAUGCACCACACUGUUGAAUUUGUGCUUUCUUAACUAAUCUACUUUUUAAACCAAUAAAUUCUGCUCAAGCCAC